AUGCAAAGGACGGUCGUUACCAUCAACAGCAAUGGCCGCCAAUCGGCGAGCUUCAUUCGGGUGGCUGCCGCAUUGGGAUGGCAGGUGCGCGCGCAGAUGCGAGACCUGAACGGCAUAGUCGCACAAGAGCUAUCCGAGUUGGAGAAUGUUACCGUCUACAUUGGACGCCUGGAGGACCGAAAAUUUCUCGACAACUUGUUCAAGAGCGCGCAAUGCGCUUUCAUAAAUACAACGCAUUGGGGAGAUGAGGUUGCCAUUGGUCGAGCUCUAGCCGACGCGGCGAAGAAGGCCGGCAUACAACACUACAUCUACUCGAGCAUGCCAGAUCACUCCGUCUUUGGCCACAACUGGAGAGCAUUACCAUUAUGGGCGCCCAAGUUCACAGUCGAGCAAUACAUCCGCCAAAUCGGUAUGCCCGCCACGUUCGUCUACUGCGGCAUUUACCACAACAAUUUCACCAGCCUGGACUUUCCGCUAUUCCGCAUGGAGCCCCAACCAGAUGGGAGUUUUCUGUGGCAAGCACCCUUCCACCCUGAACAACCACUGCCGUGGCUAGACUCGGAGCACGAUAUAGGCCCUGCCAUUUACCAGUUGUUCAAGGAAGGCCCCCGAAAGUGGAAUGGCAAGCGGGUACCUCUGGCGUUUGCCUCGAUGACUCCAAGGGAAGUCUGCAAAGCCUUUAGCAGUGGGCUCGGAAGGCCGGUGCGCUAUAAGCGGGGCCCCAUAAUGAUCAACGUUCCCACACCCAUCGGAUAUCGGGAACACCUUUCCGCACUCGAGUACACCUUGGGAGAAAAAGGUGCACCGUACUUUGGGCCCGACCUCGAGCCCGCUGUGCCUAGCGUCGCUCUGGAGCUAUGGGAGGGCAACCGAUCAAUGGAGGAGUACGCACAGGAAGUGUUCCCAGUAGAAGAGGCCGCUAACGGCCUCACCUGGAUGAUGGAGGUAGAGACACCACGCCGCCAAGUUGAAAUCGACUUCGAACAGGUCAAUUGCUGA
Messenger RNA from Cucurbitaria berberidis CBS 394.84, 999 nucleotides. RefSeq names its product NmrA-domain-containing protein. NCBI's taxonomy places the organism in Eukaryota, Fungi, Ascomycota, Dothideomycetes, Pleosporales, Cucurbitariaceae. Bases 1 to 999 code for a protein of 332 amino acids. The transcript has 2 exons. The record is from RefSeq and is a predicted model, not a curated record.